Messenger RNA from Torulaspora globosa, 1017 nucleotides. RefSeq names its product Sgt2p (gene SGT2). Gene Ontology annotation, molecular function: molecular adaptor activity; protein binding. The transcript has a single exon. Bases 1 to 1017 code for a protein of 338 amino acids. Gene Ontology annotation, cellular component: TRC complex; membrane. The record is from RefSeq and is a predicted model, not a curated record. Gene Ontology annotation, biological process: post-translational protein targeting to endoplasmic reticulum membrane. NCBI's taxonomy places the organism in Eukaryota, Fungi, Ascomycota, Saccharomycetes, Saccharomycetales, Saccharomycetaceae.
AUGUCCCCAUCCAACAAGGAAGUUGCCUCUCUAAUUAUUGACUACCUCGCACAAGUAAUCGAAGACAAGAAGGUCUCGGAUGAUGCUGCUGAUUCUUUGAACGUUGCUAUCGACUGUAUCGCUGAAUCAUUCGAAGUUCAAAAGGGUGACUCUGAAGCACUUUUCGGCGGAAAGAGCCUUCUAGAUCUAUUGGAAGUCGGUUCCGGUGUCUCCGCUUCCGCUAGCCAGGGUGAGAGUAUUCAGGUUAACAUCCCUCCCGAGGAUGCUGAGACUAAGGCCAAAGCCGAGGCAUUGAAAUUGGAAGGUAAUAAGGCUAUGGCUUCCAGGGAUUUCGAACUAGCUGUCAAGAAAUACACUGAAGCGAUUGCAGUAUUACCAACUAAUGCGGUAUAUUUCGCCAACAGGGCAGCAGCACAUUCUUCUUUGAAAGCUUAUGAAGAAGCUGUGAAGGACGCAGAAUCUGCUAUCAAGACUGAUCCUUCAUAUUCCAAGGGCUACUCCAGGUUGGGAUACGCCAAGUUUGCCCUGGGCCGUGCUGAAGAAGCGCUUGAGGCGUACAAGAAAGUCUUAGAUAUUGAAGGAGACAAUGCUAGCGAUGUGAUGAAGAGAGAUUACGAAACUGCUAAGAAGAAGGUGGAACAAUCUUUGGAUUUGGAGAAGAAGCCUGAGACUAAGAGCAGAUCGGAAGGGGCCACGGGUGCAGGUGGUUUUGGAGAUAUUGCCUCCAUGCUCGGUAAUGGGCUCGGUGGAUUGCUAAACAACCCACAGUUGAUGCAAGCCGCCCAGCAAAUGAUGCAAAACCCUCAAGCUAUGCAGCAAAUGGAAAGCUUGAUGCAAAAUCCUGGUAUCAGACAAAUGGCGGAGAAUUUUGCACAAGGUAACGGCGCCCCAAAUAUGUCGGACUUGAUGAACAAUCCGGCUCUUAGAGAAAUGGCUGGCAAUAUUUUUGGCGGUUCAGGGCCUGGCGAUGCAUCUUCUAAUGGCGGUAGCGGAGCAUCAGGAGAUGUCAAUAAGUAG